Pogona vitticeps (central bearded dragon) is the source of this 6492-nucleotide messenger RNA. Lineage: Eukaryota; Metazoa; Chordata; Lepidosauria; Squamata; Agamidae. The record is from RefSeq and is a predicted model, not a curated record.
UGCAAAUGAAGAGUUAAAUAUAACAAGUUCUACUAUGAUUCCAGUUAUUCCACUGUUUCUUCAUCAUCGACUUUAGGAUCUCUUGCUGUUAGAUUUUUCUUUGGCAAGAAAUGUUCAUUCAACAUUUAUUUGGCUUGCUUCCCUCUGAUGCCUCCAUGCUAAUGCGCAGAGCAGCUCAUCAAACCUGUAGUAAUGGAUGCAACUCCCUUUGCUGUUACUGACUGGAUUAUAUCUUCUUCAUGAUCCAUGACUUGGAUGAAAAUGUCUGGGAGCAUCGCCAGUUUCUCCUGCCUCCUGUCUCUUGUACACUCUUAAAUUCAUCUAAAUGUGUGCCAUUUCUGAUGGUACGUCUUUAUGGUCUACAGUGUGUCAUGAAAUGCUCAUGACUUGGAUACAUUGCCACACUUGUCUCUCUGUCAAAGAAGUGCAGAAGCCUGUGUUGGAUACAGCAGGCUCAGUCAACUGAAUACUGCACCCCAGACUUAUUCUCAAAGAAUAUGUCAGAACGUCACAAUGGUCCCAUCUAGCAAUAGUACAAUUUCCUCCUUAGUUUCAAAUGGAAGCUUAUUUUGGAUUCAGGACCCUCAGAGAACAGGGAGGCUCAGUGAUAUACCACCAUAUACUAGCAGCCAUGGCCUCUCCCAAACAAAUGAGAGCUUCUCCUUCACCACCAUGGAAAUGGGCAAUGUGUCACAACAAGAACCUCCUGAUCCUCUGGGUGGCCAUACUGUCUGGCAAGUUGUCUUGAUUGCUCUCCUCACUGGCAUUCUGGCCCUUGUGACCAUCAUUGGAAACAUCCUGGUGAUUGUGGCUUUUAAAGUUAACAAACAACUGAAGACUGUUAACAAUUACUUCUUGUUGAGUCUUGCUUGUGCAGAUUUGAUCAUUGGUAUUAUUUCCAUGAACCUCUUCACCACUUAUAUAAUCAUGGAUCGCUGGGCUUUGGGAAACUUGGCCUGUGACCUGUGGCUCUCGAUUGACUAUGUGGCCAGCAAUGCCUCUGUCAUGAAUCUGUUGGUCAUAAGUUUUGACAGAUACUUUUCCAUCACCAGGCCACUUACCUACAGAGCUAAACGAACAACCAGAAGGGCUGGGGUGAUGAUUGGCUUAGCUUGGGUCAUCUCCUUUAUCCUUUGGGCCCCUGCUAUUCUGUUCUGGCAGUACUUUGUUGGAAAGCGAACUGUUCUUGAAGGUGAAUGUUAUAUUCAGUUCCUAACUGAACCAAUAAUCACUUUUGGCACUGCCAUAGCUGCCUUUUAUUUGCCAGUCACCAUUAUGAGUAUUUUGUACUGGAGGAUAUACAAAGAGACAGAGAAGCGUACCAAAGAGUUAGCAGGACUCCAGGCCUCUGGCAGUGAAGCUGAGGAGGCACGCUUUGUCAACCAAACAGGCAGCUCAAGAAGCUGUAGCAGCUAUGAGCUACAGCAGCAGAACAGAAAGCGCCCCAACAGAAGGAAAUAUGGGGGCUGCCACUUCUGGAUGACAUCCAGGAGCUGGAAACCGAGCUCAGAUCAGGUUGAUCAGGAGCACAGCAGCAGCGACAGCUGGAACAACAAUGAUGGCAAUGCAUCUCUUGAGAACUCUGCCUCUUCUGAUGAGGAAGACAUUGCCUCUGAGACCAGAGCUAUCUAUUCCAUUGUGCUGAAACUCCCAGGGCAUAACACUAUCAUCAACUCCACAAAACUUCCCUCAUCAGAAGACCUGCCUGCAUCAGAAGAUGAACUGCAAAAGUUGGAUGCAGAGUCAAAGGAAAGGAGACCUAAAAGACUCCAUCCGCAAAAGAGUAUGGAGGACGGACAAUUACAGAAGUGCUUUCCCAGGCUUUCAGUUCAACCAGGAUCAGCUGUACACACAGAAAAGGUUUCUGAUGGUAUUCCAGCACAGUCUAAGGCAGCUGCUGCCCUGCCUUUAUCGUGCAAGGAAGCGACCCUGGCCAAGAAGUUUGCCUUGAAGACAAGAAGUCAGAUCACAAAACGGAAACGAAUGUCACUCAUUAAAGAAAAGAAAGCUGCACAGACACUCAGUGCCAUUUUAUUUGCCUUUAUUAUCACCUGGACUCCAUACAACAUCAUGGUCCUGGUAAACACCUUUUGUGAUAAAUGCAUCCCCAAAACCUUUUGGAACCUGGGGUACUGGCUUUGCUACAUCAAUAGUACAGUGAACCCUAUGUGCUAUGCACUGUGUAACAAAACAUUCAGAACCACUUUCAAGAUGUUACUGCUGUGUCAGUGUGACAAACGUAAACGACGUAAGCAACAGUAUCAGCAGAGACAGUCGGUUAUUUUUCAUAAGCGGAUUCCACGGGAAACUUCAUAGAAUGGUAUUUUUAAACAAUGGAAACAAAUAUUAAAGGGAUUGCAAAAAUGAGAGGGUGAUUGCUGGAGAUAGCUAUAAAUACUUCAUCUUUAAGAUGUGAAAUGAGCAACCUGGUGUAUGUAUUUAUCCUUUUAAUAUUUCCUAUUUAAUGUAACAUUUAAGGCAUACUGAGCAAAAAAGAAAAAGAAAAAAGUGUUAUUACACAGGUUUUUAUACAGGAACAAUCAGACAUGUGAUGGUUUUCCUAGAAGAUUUCAAGAAGCUGAAUAUGAAAGUUAUUCUCCAGCUAUAAAUCUGUUCUGGGUUUUCAGGUGAACACAAGUAGCUGACCCACUCUCAGCAAGGCCCCAGAGAGUUGAUUCAGCGCAACACAAGACACCAGUUGAACAGAUAUAUCAAAACAAAAUCUCUGAAUGUGUAUUCUAAGCACUGUAUAGGUUGCUCCAAAUGUCUUAGGGUUUCCCAUUCUCUCCUCUUUUGGAGUGUAAUGUCAACUCUUUGGUCUAAGUUGUUAAAGGAUCUGUUUAAUAACACCCCAUGCACUCAGAGCCUUGCCGGCUGUCUACCGGGAGAGAUAUGUGUGUUUUUGCAGGCAUUUACUAUUGUGAUUGUGAGAUAUGAGUAGCAUAAGGGGCCUUGAAAUUUUGCUUCACAGCUCUUAUUUACAUGUUAUUUAUUCUGACAUUUUGGCUUCUCCUGAAAGUGGCAAAACUCACACAGCAAACAAAUACAGCAAUGAAGAAUACCAGAAGGGCACAUAAUAUAGCCACAUAUUUUUGCAGUGGACUCUGGUGGCAUGUAUAUUUUUCAUACAGAGUUGGAUCUUGAAGAGCCCGUAGUUUCCCAGCUGCAGGACAAAGAUUGCACCCAGAUGACAGGGUCCACAUUAGCAUUUAAUGUAACAGAUAGCAUGGAAGAGUUCAGAUUGCAUUCUCUGCAGGAUGCAUUUCUGCAUUUAAAGUGAACAUCAUCCAGAUGGACUUUCAAUCUGGUCCUUAGAUCUUUUGUGCUGAUACAAUGGGGUAAGAGUAUCCAGCAUAGUCCUAAGAGGCUCUAGCUCACUUAGAUGUUGGGAUAUUAUUCCUGCACAGAUUAAGGAGAUCUAACCAUUUUCUUGGUUUGGAACUAGGAGGUGGGAUCAAAUAAUAGGUUCCUGGCAAGCAAUAUGUUCAGGUAUUUGAUAUGUAGAGGAUGUAUUGUUUAUGGAGUAAGCAUAUUACUUCUCUCCAGCUACCUAUGUAUAGCAAGCAGGUUUCUAACCAGACUGCACUAGGAGUUUCUCAGAAUCAGUGUCUGCCUCGACUUCCUACACAUCAGGAAUAAAUUUUUAGACGUUGGGGAAAUAAUUGCAUUUAAAAAACAAACAAACAACAACAAAACUUGCACUUUCCAAAUGCUUGUCAGUUCUGAAAGCUUCUGUGGUUAUUAUUGUUGGUGUUAUCGUUACUACUGGUAGUAAAAACUUCAAGUCUGUGCAGUGCAAUGUCCCAAAUCAAUGUCAGAUGUUUGCUAUUUCAAAUAGCCAAGCACCUUCUCAGAAAGACAAAAAAAAAGGGCUUUAAUAUUUAUAGUUGAAAUGUGACCAGUGAUUCCUGGAAUUUAUAAUGCAGUCGGUACCUCGUACCUUGACCACAACCCCACCACAUGCAACUCCUGUUCACUCAGUGAUGCUUGCACAGGAGAUGGUCAAAGUGGGCUGUGCUUAUACUGUACUUUAUAAAAGUCAGGAUUUCCCUGAGGAAAGGACUGUACUUUAAAGCAUUGUUUCAGAUCAUAUUUAUCUUUGUUUUGAAAAAGUAAUUUUGUAUAUUAUGCUUUCAACUGACCAAGCAUUGGAGGAGGCUUUUUCCCUCCCUCUCCUUUUGUUUCUGAACUGACACUCAGAUCUGAAAAAAUUAUAUAUUUUUUAAAAAAUGCAGCUUCCUUUAUGAAAAGGGGAAUCAAUGUUGUGAACACAUAACUGGUAUAAAAGCUGCUUUUGUAUUCAGUGUGAGAUGGGGUUUACAGAUGAUUUUGACAACAGUGGAAGUAUAUUGAAUAGUGUAUAUGUAUCUGAGCUAUUUCAUUUUGUGUUCUGUUAAUAUAAAGAUAUAUUUAUACAUACGUGCCACCAAAAUGUUUUAUUUAAGUGUUGAUAAAUAUUGCUCUUUGGUCUACAGCUGUACUGUCGUUUAGAAGAAAAUCAUGAAGGUGUUCUUGAGAAAUGAAUACAGCUUUCAGGUCUUCCCAUCACUCUUGAUAAUAGGUUGCAUUUCUGUGUGUUGAAAAGAUGGACUACUUACUCUGCAGUGCUUGAGACUGGUCCUCACUAUCUGAGGAAGAGAGGCCAUUUUGGAGAUUCACAAAUCAGAGGACUGGACAGAGCUGGGAGUGGGUAGAGGGAGCUACCAUUUACAUAUGUCAAGAAUAAACAGAUAGGGGAAUGGAGGAGAAUUGCCUCACUUUCUCUGUCACAUGGUUCUUCUGUACUUAAGAGCUGCAUAACAUGUAUUCAUUCAACAAGCACUACUUUUCCUAGUACAGAGAAACAACAAUCUACAUUUUCAAAACAAUAUUCAACUCUUCUGAAUUUUUCCAUGUCACACUGUAUAGGUGCUGAAGACCUUCCAAACAUUUCCAGGUCAUGAACAUGGAAGGAGUCAGGGACAGCCCAAUGUAUUUGCUGACUGAAGCUCAGGUCAAGAUGCUGCCCCCAACCCCAUUCAACAUACAGAAGCCAGCCAGGCAGGCAACUGAAUCUUACUUCAACAGUGGGUAACAGGACAGCCUCUUCUACCACACCCAAAUCAGCAGGCUAGCUUACAAAACCUACAACAGGCUUUGUGGCCACACAUUUCUGUUCUCCACAACGUUGUUGUUGCUUUCCAUCCUUCUGUAUCGGCUUCCUAAGACAGCUGCCUCAGUUUAUGUAAUGGUAGGACUACAACUGACUCAGGUGAAGGGGCUCUAGUUGGUUUUCUCCAACGAAGUCAUGUGUUUAGGUUUUCAUCAUGUAUGACAUGCAGUGGCACAUUGCUUUGAAAAUUAAGGCCACUAGUUGAUAAAACAGAUUACCUGGAGCACCACAAUGUGGAAAGAUUGUAUGUAAAUUUAAAUGAUACAUAGAUUCCUAAAACAUAGGCGGCAAAUUACCCCAAGCAUGUGAAUGAAUGUCAAGAACAUAUUUGAAAAAGUGUGCCCCAAUUUGAAUGGCAGGCCCAUUUUUAAAAAUGUUGUUUUCUUAUUUUAGCUCAUAAGUUACCAAAGACAUUUAGGAAACCAUCAUCUCCAAGAUGCUUAAUACAGUACCUUGUUCAUCAUGUACCAGGGUAUGUAAAAGGGAGUCAAGAAACAGCUAUUAAAAAAGAAAGAAAGAAAAUGGAAGAAAAGCAAUUCUGAGAACAAGGAAUACAGCGGGGGCAAAGGGAGAGAGACAGGAUGUGCUACAAAUCAGCGCCUAAGUAAUUCCUCCUGUGCAGGAUGUCCAAACCUGUGUGCAGCCUAAGCAGUGAAUGAAAGGAGAGAUAUGGAGUUUAAUCCACACAAAUUUGUGAUGUGGUUUAAACUGCCUGCAGACAACAAAAGAAAACACUCUUCACAAAAGCACAAAAUGUUUUCCUGGUCAACAUAACCAAUAGUUUUUAACAAAUAAAUAGACAGAUGGCUACUGAAUUAGAGGAAAGCCUCCAGCACCUUCUGGUCAUAUCACUGAAAAAGGCCAGUGAGGACAAGCAUUUCUUAUUAUCAAGUGCAUUGGGAGAUCCAGUAGUGCAAAACAGAAAUCUUUCAGUGAAUUUUUCAUUUUUAAAAAAAAAUUAUUACAGAAUUAUACAAAAUAAAAAGCAGAGAAGCAAAUAUACAAACAAAAGAAACAACACUCCCCUAAGUGGUUUCUCCCACUAUAACCAGUCGCUCUCAUCCCAACAGAUCUCUCCACAGAGCUCCAUGUGGAUCUGGACAUUGCUGCUUGGCAUACAUUAUCAAUGGAGUUUAUAGUAUAUUGAUUAAGUUAAUUCUUAAGAACUGAAAGACACUUCUUUGCUCAGGGUCACCUUGCAAAUUAAUUUUUUUGCAUAUAUAGACAUAUAUAUGUAAAAAUAUAUAUUGUCAUAUAAUCUUCUGCUAUUUAUGUUAAAUGCAAUUUCCUCUAAUAAAUAUGAGGAAGCCACACUACAGGAAGGCGCUGUCUUGCAUCAC